AUGCCGCAGAACGAGCACAUCGAACUUCACCAGAAGCGCUAUGGCUACCGGCUGGACCACCAUGAGCGCAAGAGGAAGAAGGAGGCGCGCGCCGCGAAGGAGCGGUCGAGGAAGGCGCGGAGGCUGAUCGGGCUGCCGGGCAAGCUGUAUGCUCAGAAGCUGCACAAGGAGAAGAUACUCAUGAAGAAGACGAUCGCCAUGCACGAGGAGAAGGACAAGAAGAGGAGGCUGGACGAUGGGCAGCCGCAGAAUGCGGUGCCGGCGUAUCUUCUGGAGCGUGACCAGGCAGAUCGUGCCAAGGUGCUCAGCAACACAAUCAAGCAGAAGCGCAAGGAAAAAGCGGGAAAAUGGGAAGUGCCACUUCCCAAGGUGCGGCCCAUUUCCGAACAAGAGAUGUUCAGCGUCAUCCACACAGGCAAGAGGAGGAAAAAGCAGUGGAAGCGCAUGAUAACGAAGGUCACGUUCGUUGGCCCUUCCUUCACGCGGAAGCCUCCAAAAUAUGAGCGCUUCAUUCAGCCCACUGGACUCCGAAUGAAGAAAGCGCAUGUGACACAUCCCGAACUACAAGCUACCUUUUGUUUGGACAUCAUUGGGAUAAAGAAGAACCCCAAUGGGCCCAUGUACACGUCAUUGGGCGUCGUAACCAAAGGGACGAUCAUUGAGGUGAACGUUAGUGAGCUAGGUCUGGUCACUCCAGGAGGCAAGGUUGUGUGGGGAAAGUACGCGCAAGUCACCAACAACCCGGAGAAUGAUGGUUGUAUUAAUGCAGUGUUGCUGGUGUGA
This is a messenger RNA of Ostreobium quekettii, 783 nucleotides long. The record is from the annotation of a GenBank genome assembly. NCBI's taxonomy places the organism in Eukaryota, Viridiplantae, Chlorophyta, Ulvophyceae, Bryopsidales, Ostreobiaceae.